UGUUCUCUACUGCUUCCUCGGUGGUACUUUUCUCUUUUGGACAGUGUUCAUGUGUCUUAAGACAAAAGCAUAUCCUUAAAAUAGUUUUUGAAUACCAAUUACUUAUUUUAAGUCAGAUUUUCUGGGCCUGGACAUAUAUUCCUGGACAGUGGUCCCUUCUCAGUUGUGCCAAGGCCCUUCUGAAAGUCAUUUUCUUGUUGUGAGUUUCUUGCCUGAGCCACACCCCAUCCCUAUGUCUUUGCUGUUGUGAAGCGUUCCCUAUCCUGUGACCCAUAGAGUCCAGUACUGCACAGCAGCUUUCUUUAACCUGAUCCUAAAUCUAUUGUCCUGGCAACAGCCCUAUGGACUCAGUCCUGGCUAUGCUGGGGACACAUUUGUGAUGAGGGUGUCCACUCCCACUGAAGUCAGCAUGCUGUUCAGUGACAUUUUUCUGCUUUCAGGUCGUUGGCAUGGAGUGGACGAGGAAGAGGCAGCUUCUGAGCAGAGUGUUUCUGUAGCAGUGUCGCGCAUUCUUACUUCCAAGGCAGAUUCAUUGACUCAGAUGGCUCAUCCUUGUAACUUAUGUGGCCCAAUCUUGAAAGAUGUUUUGCACCUGGACGAACACAAAGAAACACGCCAUGGGCUGAAACCUUACACGUGUGGGGCGUGUGGGAGGCAGUUCUGGUUCAGUGCAAACUUUGACCAGCAUCAGAAGCUGUACAAUGUAGAGAAACUCCUAAGAGGUGACAAAGGCAAGACAUCAUUUGUUACUAACUAUAGAGCUUGUGAAGAACCUCUGCUGUCAGAGAAGCCCUUUGCAUGUAAGGAGGAGCAGAAGAACUUCCAGGUCAGUUUGGGCAGUCACCAGCAAAAGGCAACCCACAGCAAGAGGAAGACACGGAGUCCUGAGAGUGGGCUGGCUUUGCACAUUGGACAGAUGCAUUACAAGUGCAAUGAAUGUGGGAAAGCUUUCAGCCGCAAGGACACGCUUGUCCAGCACCAGAGAAUCCACACUGGAGAAAAGCCUUAUGAGUGCAGUGAAUGUGGGAAAGCUUUCAGCCGCAAAGCCACACUUAUCCAGCACCAGAGAAUCCACACAGGAGAAAAGCCUUACGAGUGCAGUGAAUGUGGAAAAGCCUUUAGCCGUAAAGACAACCUUACUCAGCACAAAAGAGUUCACACCGGAGAGAUGCCUUAUAAGUGUGGUGAGUGUGGCAAAUACUUUAGCCAUCACUCCAACCUAAUUGUACACCAGAGAGUUCACAAUGGAGCAAGGCCUUACAAGUGCAAUGAUUGUGGGAAAGUCUUCAGACAUAAAUCCACACUUGUUCAGCAUGAGAGUAUCCAUACUGGAGAAAACCCUUAUGUUUGCAGUGACUGUGGAAAGUCCUUUGGCCACAAAUACACCCUCAUUAAACACCAGAGAAUUCAUACUGAGGCAAGGCCUUUCAAGUGCACUGAAUGUGGGAAAUUCUUUAGUCGAAGCUCUGACUUUAUUGCACAUCAGAGAGUUCACACAGGUGAAAGGCCUUUUGUGUGCAGCAAAUGUGGGAAAGAUUUCAUCAGAACCUCCCACCUUGUUCGGCACCAAAAAGUUCACACUGGAGAGAGGCCAUACGAAUGCAGUGUGUGUGGGAAAUCAUAUAGCUUAAGCUCCCACCUCAUUAGGCACCAGAAAGUUCAUGUUGCAGGAAGGCUUUAGGAGUGCUUUUAACACAGCAGGACUCAUGGGGAGAGCUCUGUGACUUCCUGUAGAGAGAGAGACAUCAAAUCGUGUGUUGAACCAUGUAUAUCUAGACAUUGACAGUUGAGAGAUAGUUUAUGAAUGCCAUGUACAGGGGAAGCUUUCAGAAGCUAUGUCGCACUUUCAGACCUGCUCGGGUUCCUUGCCGAAUUUUUUAGUAUCAAUGCCUGUGGCUGAAAACAUCUCAACUCUACCCUAAUAUCCUCAGGGGAGGCAAAAACUUCAUAGUCUCUCUGUAGUCCCUGGAGGGAAUGAUAAGAAACCUGAGUUCCAGAAUUCCCUGGUGGUCCAAUGGUUAGAACUCUAUGCUCCUGAAGGCCCAGGUUCAAUCGCUUGUUGAGGAAAUAAAAUCCCACAA
Capra hircus (goat) is the source of this 2081-nucleotide messenger RNA. Its product is annotated as zinc finger protein 134-like. Gene Ontology annotation, molecular function: RNA polymerase II cis-regulatory region sequence-specific DNA binding; DNA-binding transcription factor activity, RNA polymerase II-specific. Gene Ontology annotation, biological process: regulation of DNA-templated transcription. Lineage: Eukaryota; Metazoa; Chordata; Mammalia; Artiodactyla; Bovidae. The record is from RefSeq and is a predicted model, not a curated record.